UUCUAUGAAAAUACGCAGUAUUUGCACGAAAUAUCCCAGAAAAGCUUUUAAUUCACAAAUAUGGCGUGGCUCAAUAAAUGAGAAGAGACGCCAUUUCGUGGCUGGGUGACGCAGUUACGUCAGAUAGCGUCGUAACUAAGGAGGUUGAAAGACUUUGAUAUUUUUGCUCGUUAAUUUAUUUCUUGAUCUGGAAAUGGCUGCUAAAGCGACCACUAUAAAAGAGGCAAUCAAACGGUGGGAGGACAAGACAGGUCAACAAGCCGCCACCGCCACUGAAGUUAGUUUGAUUUUCCAAUGGCCACCGAUAGAAAAAAUGGAUAACACUCUGUCUUGCCUAACCAAUUGCGAAAAGUUGAGCCUCUCAACGAAUAUGCUUGAGAAAGCUUCUGGGUUGAAUAGUUUGAAAAAGCUUCGUGUCCUUUCUUUAGGAAGAAAUUAUAUAAAAUCAUUUGCCGGUAUGGAGUGUAUAGGGGACACACUAGAAGAACUUUGGGUGUCUUACAACUUAAUAGAGAAAUUAAAAGGAAUCAAUGUAUUGAGAAACCUGAGGGUUCUGUACAUGAGUAACAAUUUGGUGAAAGACUGGAGCGAAUUUAACAAACUGCAGGAACUUCCUCUACUAGAAGACUUGCUUUUCGUUGGUAAUCCUUUGUACGACGGGUGCGAACUCGAGACGUGGCGUGCCGAGGCCGCCAGAAGGCUGCCCAACUUGAAAAAGCUAGACGGAGAAACCGUUCUCAGAGAAGACGACCCGCCUUUGACAGUUGCUGAUAUGCAGCCUGACGGAGGGGAUGCCGUAGAAACGCUAGUUAGCGCAGAAACGAACGAUUAACCGCCUCAUAGUCCUUGAUCAUAAAU
Cydia amplana is the source of this 858-nucleotide messenger RNA. RefSeq names its product dynein axonemal light chain 1 (gene ODA-Dnal1). Gene Ontology annotation, cellular component: cytoplasm. Gene Ontology annotation, biological process: outer dynein arm assembly. The record is from RefSeq and is a predicted model, not a curated record. Gene Ontology annotation, molecular function: alpha-tubulin binding; dynein heavy chain binding. NCBI's taxonomy places the organism in Eukaryota, Metazoa, Arthropoda, Insecta, Lepidoptera, Tortricidae. The coding region runs from base 194 to 832 and encodes 212 amino acids. The transcript is spliced from 6 exons.